This is a messenger RNA of Huiozyma naganishii CBS 8797, 513 nucleotides long. RefSeq names its product ribosome biosynthesis protein LTO1 (gene LTO1). NCBI's taxonomy places the organism in Eukaryota, Fungi, Ascomycota, Saccharomycetes, Saccharomycetales, Saccharomycetaceae. Bases 1 to 513 code for a protein of 170 amino acids. The record is from RefSeq and is a predicted model, not a curated record. The transcript has a single exon.
AUGGAAUUUGACGAGCUGUUAAAUCUAGAAGAGAAGUUCUACCAGGAGGGUUUAGAAGAGGGCCAGAACGAAAACUUGAAGAACAAUUUCCUCGAGGGAAAGCAGUUUGGGCUACAAGUUGGUUUCCAAAGAUAUGUGCUCUUGGGUCAGAUGCUAGGUCUCUGUGGGAUGUUUGAAUCGUUGGAGUUGGGGAACGCGAUGCUCGAUAAAAACAUAAACACCAUCCGUUCUCUGAUAUGUACCAUUGAGAUGAAUAACGAUGAGGAGAACGUGGAAAAUCUAGAGAAAGUACUUGUUAAACUGAAGAACAAGUUUAGGACCAUACUAUUGAGUGUACAGCGAUUGGUCAAGGAGAAGAACAAAACAACUGGUAACGAGCAAAAUGGGAAGUCCUUGAAUUUUGAUGACGUCGAAAAAUUGUCAAGGAUGAUAGCAGGGGAGAUGAAAGGUUUUGUGGAAGACGAGGACGUCACUGAGGCAAAAACUACUCAGGACCAAGCAAACGACUGGUAA